AUGCUUGCUACCUCGAUCUUCCAGGGUCACAUAGACACUAGUGAGACUGAACUAUCGUUGGCAUUGCGUGAUCUUUUCAAGCCAAUUGUCAAAAGUCUUCAUAAUGUGGAUCACAAUAGUUUAGCAGUAGCCUUUGGUGGAGUUCCAUCGAUGGCCAACGUUCGGUCAAGAAAUAUCGUCGACGGACAAACGGUCGAUUUGUUUUACGAGGAAAGUCGAUUCGUAAAAGAUCUCCGCCGGUACAAAACAGAAUACAACAGAAUUUUUGAAAAUGGAAGCCCAGUCCCCCAUAAUUACGGGACGAAUUCACCAGACAUCGCAGUGUUUUGUUUCACUGAGGUAGAGCCGGCAGAUGUCAUCAGGUCUACAUCAGCAGGAAAGAAAUCUGCUGCCAAGGUUGCCUCUUCUCCCAAGGACAUCGCCUCUCCUCGCACACAAACUCCUUCAUCUUCCAUUCCUAUCCUCGAAGAGCACAUUCCAGCCAUUCAACAUGUUACCCCUCCUGCUUCGAAUCCUCCCUUGGUUCCACGGCGGUCAUGGGCUCAGGUGGUAGCGGAUCCAACGAAGCAAGCUUCCCAAAUCCAAUCUAAAAUGUCCGAAAUUCCGCCUUCGAACAUAUUCCUCUCUCCAAAUGCGAUUGCUGGGCCAUCGGUUCGUCGCGAAAAGACUCGUGCUGGGAGGUCCGACCCAAAGAAGAAUCCCUCUUCUGGAGAUAGAAAAAUCCCGGCGACAGCUUCCGUAAAACCACCAUCUCUUCCCCCAAAACGUCCUCAAAUCGCAAAGAAAGGGUCACAGACUUCUUUGGAAGCUCAGAAGAAUACGAAGAAGAAGAUUUUCAUCCUCCCCUCCCUGGUGGGAGAACUGAAAGAUAUCACUACCCCCGUAGAAAAGGUGGUCUGCCAGGGAUUAGCCUAUUUAUUAACGGCGAACGAGAUCGCUGGAACUUAUAUUGGUCUGUUAAUUCGUGGCUAUACCUUCGCUAUAGUGAUCGCUCUUACCCCCGAUGUCUACAUUGUCAAGUCCGCCUCAAGUCUGCAAGAAACAGACGGUAACAUCAAGGAGCCUGUGACGCUUGAUGAGUACCUGCAGGAGUGCUCCGGUCUACCCGACAGUUUCGGAACGAUGGAAGAGCCUAAUCUUUCAGGCAUUCGGACAGUAUGGCAACUGCUAUGCCAUGCAGCUGAGCUCAUCGUCGAUCAUCCCCUGCACCAACCAUUACCUGCUCUUAAGAUCGGCGACAGUCCUCUCAUUCAUAUCUUUCGAGAAGCUACCCUAAAGCAUAUAAAUGACGAAUACACCGGGAAGCGCAUUGCCCGUACUGUCAGAUCCGAGGUCGAUCGUGGUGGAUCAAAGGGAGAAUCACGAAGUAGUGGAACAGAUGGAGAUGGACCAGGGGAAUCAGAUGAUGGUCAUGACAACCAAAAUUCUGGGGACGGUGCAGGUGGGCGAGACAAACUGAAGGGCAAGGAGCGGCAGAACGCAGUAGCUACUGCUGACACCUCGUCAAGCAGCGCUGGAACAUUGACUGGUUCAACUUCAUCUCGAUCUUCCGCUGCUCGACCCAUCACUCCAUACGAGGCUUACAUCCUGCCAUCUUUGCUUCCAUCCUCUUCCAAUGUCUCCAAGUCUCCCACCUCCCGCAUCAUUACACCCUCGUCCAUGCCGUCUCUGUCUGCUACUCGCGAGGAGCCGGAAGAGACAAUCCUCCCUUCAGGUUUUCGACCCAGUGACUUCCCGCCAGCAGAUGCUGACGAUUUCCCUCUUGAUCGGGAAGAGGAAUACCUUGAUGAAGAAGAACUCGAAAAGCAGAAAGAAUCGAAUGAUUCGUUUUUAAGAAAUCGAGCCAUCCUCAGGAAAAGGAAGAUCAAGAUUAUCCCUUUAUCUUCGACUUUGUUCGACAUGGUUUUAGAAGAGGUUAUGGGAGGGAUCAGUAAUCUGUAG
Messenger RNA from Kwoniella shivajii, 1941 nucleotides. RefSeq lists its product as uncharacterized. The transcript is spliced from 4 exons. Bases 1 to 1941 code for a protein of 646 amino acids. The record is from RefSeq and is a predicted model, not a curated record. Lineage: Eukaryota; Fungi; Basidiomycota; Tremellomycetes; Tremellales; Cryptococcaceae.